AUGGGUUCUAUCGACGUUUCUUCUCUCGAGGCUACUCUUUCCAAUGGACCCGAGCCAACCAAUGACCCCAUUGUGAUUGUCGGAAUGGCUUGCCGACUUCCCGGUGGCGUCUCCUCCCCCAAUGACUUCUGGGAGAUGCUCGUCAAUGAGCGAACUGGUCAAUGCGAAAUUCCGAAGGAACGUUUCAAUGCCGACGGAUUCUUCCACCCCGAAGGCGAUCGUGCCGGUGUGAUGAAUACCAAGGGCGGCUAUUUCUUGAAGGAGGAUGUACGUCAAUUUGAAAACUCCUUCUUUGGGAUCAACAAUCUUGAAGCCACAUACAUGGACCCUCAGCAGCGCAAGCUGCUCGAGGUUGUUUAUGAAUGCUUUGAAAGUGCUGGUGUUUCCCUCAAGCAGGUUGCCGGCGCAGACAUUGGUGUCUAUGUCGGUAAUUUCACCGUGGACUUUCAGACCAUGCAGGCCAGAGAUCCGGAGUCGCUGCACCGAUACAGUGCCACUGGUUCCGGUACUGCAAUUCUCUCCAACCGUCUGAGCUACAUCUUUGACCUUCGCGGUCCUAGUUUCACUGUCGACACAGCUUGUUCAUCAUCAAUUUAUUGUCUCCACAACGCCGUCAACGCCAUCAAGGCUGGGGAAUGCGAAGGCGCUGUGGUGGCCGGUGCCAACUUGAUCAUGGGCCCGGAGCAGCAUCUCGGAACCAUGAAGGGAGGCGUUCUCUCCCCAACCUCGACUUGCCACACCUUCGAUGCGAGUGCCGAUGGCUACGGUCGUGCUGAGGGUGUCAGCGCUUUGUAUAUCAAGCGGCUGUCUGCUGCUCUGCGAGAUGGCGACCCAAUCCGCGCGGUGAUUCGUGGCAGCGCCGUCAAUGCAAAUGGUAAAACCUCCGGUAUCACUCAGCCCAGCAUUUCAGGACAGGCAGAAGUCAUCCGCAAGGCCUACCGCAUGGCUGGACUCUUCGUAGAAGACACUGACUACGUCGAAUGUCACGGUACUGGUACUGCCGUCGGUGACCCCAUGGAAGUUGAAGCUCUGAGCCGGGUCUUCAAGCGCAAGGGAAGAUCUCCUUUGCUAAUUGGUGCUAACAAAACAAAUGUCGGACACAGUGAGGCAGCCAGUGGAAUCACUGCUGUAAUCAAGGCAAUCCUCACCUUCGAGCACCAGGCUAUCCCUGCCACAGUUGGCGUGACCAAGUUGAACCCCAAGCUCAAAUUGGCGGAUUGGAACAUGGAAAUCGUGACCAAACUUACCAACUGGCCAUCUGCCAUGCGCCGUGUCAGCAUUAACUCGUUUGGUUAUGGCGGUGCAAAUGCCCAUGCAAUUCUGGAAGAUCCGAUUCAGUAUUUGGCCUCAGUCAACAAGAUUCCCAAGGCAAUCACACAUAACCAACCUGCAGAGAAGAAAUACCUUCUAGCUCUGUCUGCCUCUACCGUUGAAGCUUUGGAGGCCCGGAUCACCGAUCUCAGCUAUAGCAUCCGCAACGGCGCCCACUAUGACUUUGUGGACCUCGCCCAUACACUCGCAAACCGUCGAUCGAAGCUGUCCCAGCGUGGUUAUAUCUUUGCCAGUCAGGCCACUGCAACAACUGAUCUCGUCGUCGAGGGAUUGGUCACUAAAACCCUUCCGGCAUUGGACAUCGCCUUCCUUUUCACCGGCCAGGGUGCUCAAUGGGCGGAGAUGGGCCGUCAACUGUUCGAGCAGAGCCCGAUUUACCGGGACACCAUCGACCACCUCGAUAAUGUGCUGCAGACGCUGCCUGAGGCACCCGCAUGGUCGAUCAAGGAUGUUUUAAUGGAGCCCGCUGCUACCAGUCGCGUCGGCGAUGCGAGAUUCUCUCAGCCUCUGUGUACUGCAGUGCAAAUCGGUCUCGUCAACCUACUUAACAGCUGGGGCGUCGCUCCUCAAAUGGUGGCCGGUCAUUCCUCUGGAGAAAUUGCUGCAGCAUACGCCGCUGGAUUGUUGAGUGAAGCCCAGGCGAUCAUGAUUGCCUAUUACCGGGGACAUGUUGUCGGCCAGCUCAAAUCUCAAGGAUCCAUGAUGGCACUUGGCGGUAGCGCAGAAGAGGCCAAAGAGUUGAUUUCAGAGCUUUCUCUCGAAAAGGAAGUGGUUGUUGCAUGUGUCAAUUCCCCUGAGAGUGUGACAAUCUCUGGUAGCGUCUCCGGUGUGGAAACCCUCUUGCAGACAGCCUCCCAGGCAGGAAAAUUCGCUCGCAAACUACAGACAGGUGGCAAGGCUUAUCACUCUUAUAUGAUGAAGGAGAUUGGUGAAGAGUAUGAACGCCUUAUUGAGCAGGCAUGGCCAACUCUUCCCGCCAAUUAUAUCGACAAAGACAUCCAGUUCUUUUCGAGUGUGGGUGUAGACGGGCCCAACUGGUACAGCCGUAAGACAACAGCAGUAUUGCCUCACAGCUAUUGGCGCCAGAAUCUCGAGAACUCCGUGCAGUUUUCGGCAGCCGUUACCAGAAUCCUGGAGAAGGGCAAAUGCCAUCUCAUUGAGAUUGGACCCCAUUCAGCCCUACAAUUGCCCGUCAAGCAGAUUCGAACAUUAUUGCAAUAUUCUAUCGACGAUGCGCCAUACAGCGCUACCCUUGUCCGUGGUAAAGACGCCGAUAUCUGCCUAAAGACCCUCGCUGGAGAACUUUACAUCCGUGGACAUGAUAUCAACAUCAUGGCCGUCAACGAUACUUCUUCUGCCAUGGCCAAGGUUAUUCCCGAUCUUCCUACUUACCACUGGAGCUACAGCCAGCUGCUGUGGAGAGAGUCACGACUGAGUAGUGAUCUUCGCAGUCGCCCCUACCCGCGUCAUGAAUUGCUAGGAUCAGAAAUGGCCGCUGGUAACGGUGUUGACCGAGUCUGGAAGAAUACUGUGCGACUGAACGAGGUGCCCUGGCUGAAUGACCAUAAGCUUGAGAGCCAGGUUGUCUUCCCAGCUGCUGGAUACAUUUCCAUGGCGAUCGAGGCCAUUUCACAGAUCAAGAACCUUGCCGAGGCUGACUCAUCAUUUGUUUUGCGCAACGUCAACAUCGCCUCCGCAUUGAUCGUACACGCCGAUGAACAUCAACAGGCUGAUUUAUACACAACCGUCUCCCCAGCUCGCAUUUCCAAGGCAUCCACCUCCAGCACUUGGUAUGACUUUGCUAUCUCAUCGUGGCAGGCUGGAGCCGCAGUCUCACAUUGCACAGGCUGCAUAAGACUCGACCGAAAGUCCUUGCCGGCUAUCACAGUCGAUACCGCCCAAUAUGAGCAAUGGUCAAUGGGCCCAUGGUACUCCAAGCUGGCCGAGGAAGGGCUUGUCUUUGGUCCCACAUUCCAAUCUCUGGUGUCGAUGAAGACAGACAAGAAGAGAAUCAACCCAGCUGCCGUCUCUGAAACGGUUAUCAAGCAACGUGUCGCCCGAACAUCGUAUCAAGGCGAUUACUACACUGUUCACCCAUUGACCAUCGAUGCCUGUUUGCAGGCCGCCAUAAUGGGUGGCACGGCCGGUAACCUCAACCGACUUCGCGCCCAUCUACCCGUCUUCCUCGACCUGUGCGAGAUUAACACUCCCAGCACAGAGAGUGUUAAUUCAUCCGGAUCUAUCCAUUCUCUGUCUCAGAGCACCGGGUUUGGAACCAAGUCGAUUGAUGCCUCAUUGCAAGAUGGCUCUGGGUCUUCUGUGAUCAACAUGCGCGGUGUUCGCCUGUCUCUGUACACCGGCAAGGCUGAACAAGACUCCGACACAGGCCGUCACCCAUGCUUGCGAGUGGUCUGGAAGCCAGACCUUAGCCGACUGACAACCGCUGAUCAACCUCAUCUGCAAGAGGUCAUCACCGAUUUUCUUGUCAACCACCCCGAUUUGGCGGACAAUGGCAAGGUUGGUGUUGUUUCCGCCUUGUUGGAUCUGGCUGCGCACAAGAAUCCUCGACUGCGCGUGUUGGAGCUCGGCAAGGGAUGCGACUGCAAGACCCAGGGAUGGCGGGAGUUUUUGGAUGAGAAGACCGAUUUCCCUCGCAUCCGAGAAUGGAAGACCGCCGAGAGCGAGAAGAUCGAGGAGAUCGAGGAGAAGUACGACGUUGUUUUGCUUCCUCAUAGCACAUACCCCAAGUCGUUGAAGAAGGUGGACCAGUUUCUGAGUCUGCUCGAUGUGAAUGGCAUCAUUGUUGCCCGAACAGAGAGUGUCCCGUCUGACAUUCUGGUUCAGUCUGGAUGCACUGUAUUCAAUCUACCCUUUGGAAUCACUCUUGUUCUUUCUUCUCAGCCACAGCGCAAAUGGAACCGCCGCGUGGUCCUGCUUCAUGAUCAACCGUCGAAGAUGGCGAAUGCUCUCCACCAGUUCUUUGUCGCGGAGGACAUCUCCUCUGCACGCCUUGAUGAAGUGACUGAGGAGAUGAUCUCGCAGUCGACUGUCAUCUCCCUACUGGAGAUGGAGACCCCCUUCAUCCCAACCAUGACACCAGAGGAGAUGAUGCGUUUCAAGAUCGUCACGGACAACGCUGCAGAGCUCAUUUGGCUGACGGGCGCCUCCACUGUGACUGGUGAUGCUCCUGAUCUCUCUCUGUCUAGCGGUCUCUCGCGUGCCCUGAUGCUCGAACAACCAGCUCUGCGCUUUGUGGUUCUGGACGUUGGAAAGCACCCCAGCGGCACCGGUCGCGAUGCCAUUUGCACGAAAGUCGAGCACAUACUCACGGUCGAGGACACGGCCGAUGACAAGGAGUUUGUCUGGCACAAUGGUCUCCUCCACGUGAGCCGAUUCCUGCCCGAUACCACACUCAAUGAUCUGUUCAGCAAGCGCAGAACUGACGAGGUCGAAACCAUGACUCUGGCCGAAGCGUCCCCUGCUCAGCUUGCCAUCAAGCGUGUUGGCAUUACUGAUUCAAUUUAUUUCCAACGUCUGGCCAAUCCCCCCACCGAGAUUCCAUCUGGUCAGGUUGAAAUAGAAGUCAAGGCUGUUAGUCUCAACGCCAAAGACAUCUACACGCUGUCUGGCAAGAUCGAAACCCGCAAGGGCACGGCUGCCAUUGAGUUCAGUGGAAUCGUCCGUGGCGUUGCUUCAGAUGUCUCCAAUCUCGUUGCUGGUGAUCGCGUUGUUGUCCUGGCACCAAAUAGCUUCAGCACCAUCGAGCGGGUCCCGGCCUGGGCUUGUCUCAAGAUGCUGCCCCACGAGAGCUUUGAAGUGAUGCCCACCCUGCCUGUUAUCUAUGGAACUGCUCUAUAUGCCCUGGAUGAUCGUGCUCACCUGCGCUCCGGCGAAACUAUUCUCGUGCAUUCCGGUGCCGGUGCCUUUGGAACCGCCACUAUUGCGAUCGCUCUUCAACGCGGAGCGACCGUGUAUACCACCGUCAGCACAGAUGAAAAGAAAGAUUAUCUUGUCAACGAACUUGGGGUUCCUCGUGAGAAUAUCUUCAACUCCCGGAAUGAUUCGUUUGUUGCCGGUAUUCUAGCCGCCACCAACGGUCGGGGUGUUGAUGUCGUCGUCAAUUCCCUGACAGGCGAUCUGCUGCAUGCCACUUGGCAAUGUUGUGCCAACUUUGGCCGCUUUGUGGAGGUUGGCAAGCGCGACAUUAUCGAUGCCGGACAGUUGGAUAUGCGCAUGUUCUUGCGUAACGUGACCUUCACUGCCUUUGAUCUGACGGAGCUCUUCUACCACGAAGAUGAACACUACCGCAACAUUUGGAUCACUAAAUUUGCCGAGGCUUUGGAGCUGUACCGAGCUGGCACUGUCAAGCCAGUUCCCAUUUCCACCUUCGAUGUUAGUGAUAUCGCUCAAGCAUACCGCUUCUUCUCUACCAAGGGCCGUAUUGGUAAGGUCGUGAUCUCGUUGGAGAACCCAUCCAGUCUCAUCCAAGUUGCCCAUGCGCGCCAUCUCACCACCUUUGACCCAAACAAGUCUUACCUCCUCAUUGGUUGUCUCGGUGGUCUAGGUCGCAGUCUCAGCCGCUGGAUGUUCGAUCGCGGCGCUCGUCAUUUCACUUUCCUCGGUCGCUCUGGCUGUGACAAGCCUGCAGCCCGUGAGCUGGUGUCUAACCUUGAGGCCUCUGGUGCUGUUGUCAAAGUUGUUCGCGGAGACAUCGUCAAUGCCUCCGAUGCCGAUGCCGCCGUCGCCGCUUGCAUCAAGCCCAUUGGCGGUGUGAUUCAAGCCGCAAUGGGUCUCAGUGAGGCCCUCUUUUCCACCAUGACCCAUAAGGCUUGGCAUACGGGUAUCCAGCCCAAAUGGCAAGGAACCUGGAACCUGCACCAUGCUUUAGAAGCUCACGGUGACAGCGAACUGGACUUCUUCCUCCUGACCUCUUCGGUCUCGGGCAGUGUUGGUACAGCCACCGAAUCCAACUACUGCUCUGCCAACGGCUUCCUUGACGCUUUCGCAAGAUACCGUCGCAGCGUCGGAAAGCCCAUCGUCUCCAUCGGUCUCGGAAUGAUCUCGGAGGUGGGUUAUCUUCAUGAAAACCCGGAAAUCGAGGCGCUCCUCCUCCGGAAGGGUAUCCAGCCUCUCAACGAAGCUGAGCUGAUCCAGGUCGUCGACCUCGCACUCGCCCACACUUCGGCUGAUGGACCAAAGUCACUGGCCCCAGGUCUCGAGUAUGACCGUCUUUCUGCCUCGCACAUCCUCACGGGACUGGAGCCGCAGGCCAUCCGCAAACUGCUCGAUCAAGGAUUUGACGUCAGCAACGGCACAAUGCAAGAUCCCAGAGCCGUUCUUCUAUCUGCAUCGCUCGAUUCACCUGCUUCUCAGGAUUCUGCUGUGUCAUCCUCCGCUACCUCUGUAUCUGCCCUCCCCUGGGCCGCGGGGAUCCCCGCCAUUGUCCUCAAGACCAUGGUCUCAACCAACAGCGAAAUUGCAUCCGCGUCCACCCUCAACGAAGCAAUUCUUCUUCUUGUCAGGAAGCGCUUCUCGAACCUGCUGCUCAUGGGAUUGGAUAAGAUCGACUCGAGCAAGCCAAUUACCUCCUACGGAAUGGACAGUAUGAUUGCCUCGGAGUUCCGGUCGUGGUUCUACACCGUUUUCAAGGUUGAUAUUCCUUUCUUGGAUGUUUUGAAUCAGACCUCGUCGCUGCAGAUCCUAUCCGAUGCUGUGGAGAGCAAACUGACUCUAUAA
Molecule: messenger RNA, 7068 nt
Organism: Penicillium roqueforti
Lineage: Eukaryota; Fungi; Ascomycota; Eurotiomycetes; Eurotiales; Aspergillaceae
Product: type I polyketide synthase
Exons: 8
Coding region: 1-7068 (2355 amino acids)
Biological process (GO): fatty acid biosynthetic process; secondary metabolite biosynthetic process
Molecular function (GO): 3-oxoacyl-[acyl-carrier-protein] synthase activity; oxidoreductase activity; fatty acid synthase activity
Source: RefSeq, a predicted model, not a curated record